AUGGAACGCCAAACAGAAACCAUUCUGUCUGUUGUGGACCAGCAAGUUCAGUACUGCGUAAACGACGACACGGACGCCCUUAUGACGCUAGUGGACCCAGAGAUAACAAUAGUGAUGGAUGGAUAUCCACUUUUAAGUGGAUUUGAAGGAGCAAAAGUUAUGUUUGAAGCACUACCUGAGACGGCCUCUCACAUCGAAAAUACAUACAAAGAUGUGGUGCCCAUGGACGAAGACGCAAAUUAUGUAUACGUCACGCUUCACUUUGAUUUCUUCAACGAGUCGGGCGUAAACUACAAGGAUGGCAGCGGGUUGUUCCUCCUCAAGAAGACUGCGGAUGGAUACAAGUUUUACAUCAUGGCUAUCAGCGCACAUGAUCAACCAAGUUCUUAAUCUAUGGCAUAACUCGACCCAAGAUCAACUGAACUCAAGCAUGGAGAAUAAUUAUAACAAUCAAGUAGCAUUCAGCGUAUUAUUCAUUGUAUAAUUUGUAUCGGUAUAGAGUACAGAAUUGCGACCCACCAUGAUAUUAUAAUAGAUGUUUUAAAAAAAAUGCAUCGGGCGUAAAAAAUAAUAUUAAUUUAGUUUUGUUAAUAAAUU
Molecule: messenger RNA, 597 nt
Organism: Asterias rubens (European starfish)
Lineage: Eukaryota; Metazoa; Echinodermata; Asteroidea; Forcipulatida; Asteriidae
Exons: 4
Coding region: 1-390 (129 amino acids)
Source: RefSeq, a predicted model, not a curated record